Messenger RNA from Cotesia glomerata, 477 nucleotides. RefSeq names its product mucin-2-like. Bases 1 to 477 code for a protein of 158 amino acids. The record is from RefSeq and is a predicted model, not a curated record. The transcript has a single exon. Lineage: Eukaryota; Metazoa; Arthropoda; Insecta; Hymenoptera; Braconidae.
AUGAGCGAACAAAACGGUAAAACAACCCCGAAUGAGGGAGCGGGAAACGAUUCCCUGGUGACGUGGAUCCAGACCGUUGAUGAUCAAACGCAACAGAAUAACUCGGAAGAUGCGAAUAGAACGUCGAAUCUCGGGGAUAGUCCGGUAACAAGUCAGGAAAAUAUUGUGACGCCUGUCACAGGGCAGGGAACUACUACGACGAGUACUACAGUGCAGACAAGUAGUCCGACGUAUACCGUGACCCAGAUUCUAACGCUGACGACGAGCAGCACCAGUGUACCAUUCCCACCCUUGCGAACUCUACGCCAUAUUCCGAUAGCUCCGAACGCCAUCGAUGAGAAUAAGACAUACGAGUGGUAUUUGACGCGCAGGGAGGAGGUAAGCGCGGAUCGAUUGCGGUUGGAAGUGGCUCAGCGAGACUUGGCUGAUCGAAUCGCCAACGUGUUAGCCCGUGAGGAGGUUAUACAGGGCGAGUAA